UCAUCAUAAUAAUGAAAAUUUAUUAAAAUUUAUUGUGCAUUAUCUGUUUAUAAUGGCCAAUAUUCAAUUGUUAUGGCCAUCAUCGAUAUUAAUAACAUCGGCUCAACGUAUCCUAAACGGUGAUUUAGGACAACUAGAAUUUCACAACAUUUAUACACGUCGUGGUAGUAAUGCAACAAUUGCCUGUGAGCCAGCAUCUCGUGCCACCAAGAUUUAUAACAUUCAAUGGUUCAAAGAUGAACGUAAAGUUGUUGAGAUUGAAAAUCAACGAAUUAUCAACUGGCAAGUGGGUGAUCAUGUUUCAUUUGUACCGGAAACUGGUGCCCUUUUAUUACGUUCAGUUUCAUUCCGUGAUUCUGGUGAUUAUCUUUGUUUGGUCAAUAAUAAACGUGAAAAUGGCCAAGUUCGACUUAUGGUUCAAGAUGUACCAGAUCCACCGGGCAAACCAUUUAUAAUGUCAUUUACAUCUCGUUCAGUGAAUUUAUCUUGGGCACCAAGUUUUAAUUCACAUAAUUCACCGGUAUUGAAUUAUAUUAUUCAUACAAGAAUCGGUGAAAAUGGUGAUUGGGAUAGUAUGAAUGGCAUUUCCACAUUGGAUAAUCGUACCGAAUAUUAUAUUGAUAAAUUACAACCAUUCACUGUAUAUUCAUUUCGAGUCAUUGCAGUCAAUGCAAUCGGUGCUAGUCAACCAAGUAAAGAAUCCUAUUAUACUGUUACAUUACGAGAAAUUCCAGACGGAAUUCCCAUUGGAUUUCGUUGCGUAAACAAAUCAUCAUCAUCAUUGAGUUUGGAAUGGCAUCCACCACCAAGGAAUACAAUUCAUGGUGAAUUUAUUGGCUAUCGUUUACGUUAUCAUAAAAAUGGAAAUUCAGCAUCUUUAUUGGUGUUACAUGAACGUGAAAUCACUAUUGGUGAUCCGGAAGCAAGGAAUUAUACCAUAAGAAAUCUGGAACCAUAUACCGAAUAUUUUGUAACGUUACGGGUAUUCAAUCCAAAAGGUGAUGGUCCAGUUGCUACAUUGGCAGCUACUACAGAUGAAGGAGUUCCAUCUCCACCACGAAAUGUUACUGUACAACGGGUAAAUAAUCUUAUGGCACGUGUACAAUGGUCCGAACCAUUACAACCGAAUGGCCGUAUUAUCGGCUAUCAUAUCUAUGUUCAUAAUAUGGCUGCUAAUCUAACUGAAGUGAAACGCUUUCAAACAUCUGAUCUAUCUCAACAUUUGAUGGAAUAUACAAUUCAUAAUCUAAAACCAUUUACACAGUAUAAAGUUUGGACCAAAGCAUAUACGGAACGUUCGGAAGGUGAAGCUUCAAGAACGAUUGAAUUUCGUACAGAUGUUUCUGGACCAUCAGCACCAUAUAUUUCUAAUCUUACUUGUGAAGGCGAUGAUGCUCUCAUUGUUCAAUGGACUCGUCCGGAACGAUUUUAUCAUAAAAUUGAUUAUUACUUUGUAUAUUAUCGUUCCGAACAUGAUUCGGAUGAUAAUUUUGACGAAAUUCCUAUAAAUAUACCCGGUUUUGAUACAUCAUUUGAACAUUAUACUAAAAUAACCAAUUUGACAAAAGGAACUUUGUAUGAAGUCAAAGUUCAAGGAGCAACGCGAAGUCUAAAAGAAAGUAGUAAACUUUAUCGUGGUGAUUUUAGUGAAUCACGUAAAGUUAUUCUUCAGAGCUAUGCAUCUGGUUCGGAUCUUAUUUCGGCUUCAUUAAUGGCUGGAUUAACAUGCGCUCUAUUGGCAUUCCUACUGGCAGUGGCUAGUUUUUUUCUUUGGAGAAAAUAUUUUCAAGCUGCCUAUUAUUAUCUUGAUGAUCCAGCUAUUGGUGGUGGAAGUAAUCCCCGAUCAUCACCAAAUUUAUCCGAAGUUUAUAUUGAUGAAGCAGAAUAUCCACCAAUAUUGACUGGACAAUGGUCAAGACAUGUACAAGAUUUACAUUGUGAUGGUGAUAUUGGUUUCACGCGCGAAUAUGAACAAUUACAACGUUCGACCGAAGUACAUGCCGAUCGUCUUUCAUCUGAACAUUCACAUAUGGCUGAAAAUAAAACAAAAAAUCGUUACGUAAAUAUUGUAGCCUAUGAUCAUACACGUGUACUGCUUAAACCAUUACCUGGUCAAAAGAAAACUGGUCAUGAUUAUAUUAAUGCCAAUUAUAUUGAUGGCUAUCGUAAAUCUCAAGCUUAUAUCGGCACUCAAGGUCCAUUGCCGGCUACAUUCGAUGAUUAUUGGCGUAUGAUAUGGGAACAACGAGUUUGCAUUGUAGUCAUGAUUACCAAUCUAAUGGAACGUGGAAGGAGAAAAUGUGACAUGUAUUGGCCAAAAGAAGGCACCGAAACGUAUGGUAUAGUGCAGGUUCGAUUACUACAAGAAGUUGUAAUGGCUACCUAUACAUUACGAACUUUUCAUGUUAAAAAUCUUAAAAUCAAAAAGAAACAUGGAAAUGAACGUACAGUUUACCAAUAUCAUUAUACAAAUUGGCCUGAUCACGGUGUACCGGAACAUCCAUUGCCAGUGUUGGCGUUUAUUCGAAAAUCAGCUGCAGCUAAUCCACCCACUGGAGGGCCAAUCAUCGUUCAUUGUUCAGCUGGUGUUGGCCGUACUGGAACUUAUAUUGUACUUGAUGCUAUGAUGCAACAGAUUAAACAUCGUAAUUGUAUCAAUGUAUUCGGUUUUCUCAAGCACAUUCGACAGCAACGAAAUUUCCUCGUACAAACAGAAGAACAAUACAUUUUCAUACAUGAUGCAUUAUUGGAAUUUCUUGAUGCAGGUGAUACCGAAGUACCAUCAACGCAUUUAUUACGUUAUUUACAAACAUUACAAACCGGUGGUGAACCAAAAUUGAAUGGUACCGAUAAUGGAUUGAUACCAUCAACAAUGGAUAAACAUAGUCAUUGGCCAUUACUUGAACGACAAUUUCGUAUGGUCACCCAAUUUAAAGCAAAAGAUUUUAAUGUUGUUUCGGCAUUAAAGCCAUGCAAUAAGCCUAAAAAUCGUUCAUUGAAUCUGAUUCCUUUGGAAGCACAUCGUGUUCAUAUUCUACCACGUACACCUGGUGCUGAAGGUUCUGAUUAUAUUAAUGCUACAUUUUUGACCGGAUUCAGUCGACUUCGUGAAUUCAUCAUUACACAACAUCCAAUAUGGGAUACGGUCCCAGAUUUUUGGCAAAUGAUUUGGGAUCAUAAUGUACAAACAAUAGUGAUGCUUUCAUCCGUGAUCGAUGAGAAAGAAUUUCCACAAUUUUGGCCAGAUAAAGAAGAUGAAGCCGAUUAUGGUUCAUUUAAAGUGAAAUUAAUUGAAGAAUCACGUCUGAUGUUGAACUGUGAAAAUGGUGGCGUUGGGGGAGGCUGUCCCAGCGGAGCAGGUUUCAUUACUAAACGUGAUUUAAUGUUACAAUCGACUCAAGAUGAUUAUGAACUAUGUUGUCGAUUAGUACAUUGUUCUGAUUGGCCUGAACGACAGCCAUUGGCACAGGUUUUUGAUCUCAUAAAAAUUGUCCAAGAUUGGUGUACAUCCGAUACUGUCACAUCAUCCGGUGUAUUGGGACCGGUAGUUGUAGUGGAUAAAUUUGGUGGAACCGAAGCGGCCACAUUUGCCAUAUUGACCACUUUAUAUAAGCAGCUCAAUUUUGAAGAUUGUGUGGAUGUUUAUAUGUAUGCUAAACUAUAUCAUCUACGACGGCCAGGUAUAUGGCGUUCACAGGAUGAUUAUCUGUUUCUAUAUCGUGCUUUGGAAGCAUUAGUAUCCUCAUCUUCAACCGUACAAUAUACGAACGCACAAACACCACAAUCCGGUUCCGGUACUAAUGUCAAUACAUUAACAAGUACAUCAUCGGCAACACAUUUAAUGGGUUCAAAUACACCACCUCCAUUAACAACGUCGUCAACGCCCAACGAAGCAUUGGCACAAUCAUAUGCAACAUUACCACGUGUUAGUUCACGUAAUAGUCAACAACAAACGCAGCACAAUCAAUUUGGAACAAGAGGACCAAUUAAUUUAGAUCAACAACAGCAAACACAUUACGUUAAUCAACAUCAACAUCAUCAUCAUCACAAUCAUCAACAACAUGAUAUUUCACCAAUCAAUCAUCAUCAAGCUGUAUCACAGCCACAACAACAACAUUAUCAUCAACAUCCAACUGUACAUCAAAAUCGUAAUCGUACACCAUCACCAUUUAUGUGUGAUAGUCCACAGCAAUUAUUAUCGGUACAAGCUACAACCGGAACAGCUGGUUAUAAUUCCUAUCAUAUAUCGAUGAUGUCUACAGCUAACGCUAAUGUUGAACAAGCAAAUCAGAUUGUCCAUUCAUAACAUACAUAGACAGACAUUAUGAAAAUCAAAUAUCAUCAAAAUCUAAAUUUCAACGAUACUCAACGAAUGAAACGACAAUGGUAUACAGAACAAAAAACCAUUUUGCUCAACCAAUUUUAGGUGAAUUUUAGAACUUAAACAAUUGCAAUUUUUCACAACAAUCGUCGCCAAUAUAUUAUUUUAAAAAUUUUUACGUCACAUAUAUAUGCUUUACAUACGUACACAGCUCUACAAAAAAAAAAAGAAAAAAUUAUUAUAAUCAAUUAUUUGUUGUUAUAUCAUUGUUAUGAUCGUGAAGAAAUGAAACAAUCACCCAGAAAUGAUAUAUGUUAUAUUAAUCAAUGAACGAUUCCCCAAACUACACUGCUAGAAUUUACUGAUUUCAUUUCUCAUUUUAUUCAUUAUUUUCCCUUUGUUUUCUUUUUUUGAUUGCAAUUUUCAGAAUUUGA
This is a messenger RNA of Dermatophagoides farinae (American house dust mite), 4755 nucleotides long. It is a transcript of the gene Ptp99A, whose product is annotated as Protein tyrosine phosphatase 99A. Gene Ontology annotation, biological process: protein dephosphorylation. Lineage: Eukaryota; Metazoa; Arthropoda; Arachnida; Sarcoptiformes; Pyroglyphidae. Gene Ontology annotation, molecular function: protein binding; protein tyrosine phosphatase activity. The record is from RefSeq and is a predicted model, not a curated record.